AUCACACUAUGACGACGACUUCGGCGCCACAGCUUCCAUGCAAGCUCCGCUUCUUAUUCUUCAUCCUCUCCAUCCUCCUCGACGCCGCUCGCCGCUCCAGCGGCACCGUCAACCGCCGUCUUAUGUCCCUCUUCGACUUCAAGGCCUCUCCUUCACUCAAACCCACCAACCGCGUCAAAACCUCCGACGUCAUGGUCGACCACUCCCGCAACCUCUGGUUCCGACUCUACGUCCCCACCACCGCCGACCCCGCCACGCUCCCCGUCAUAAUAUUCUUCCACGGCGGCGGUUUUGUCUUCUUCUCCGCCAACUCAAAACCCUACGACGACCUAUGCAAGCGCCUCGCUCUCGAGCUCCCCGCCGUCGUCAUCUCCGUCAAUUACCGCCUCGCCCCAGAGCAUCCCUUCCCGGCACAAUACGACGACGGGUUUGACGUGCUGAAAUUUGUGGAUACAACAAACUUUGAGGGCUUCCCUAGUGAACUUGACCUAAGGCGGUGUUUCCUCGCCGGAGAUAGCGCCGGCGGCAACGUUGCGCACCACGUGGCAGUUAAGGCCAGUGAUCAUGAGUUCUCCAAAAUGAAGGUUAUUGGAGUCAUAGGGAUACAACCCUUUUUCGGAGGGGAAGAGAGGACGGAAUCGGAAACCAAGCUUACAAAGGCUCUGUUAAUCACUCUGGAGCGAACUGACUGGUACUGGAAGGCUCUUUUGCCGGAGGGGAAGGGUAGAGACGACCCGGCGGUCAAUGUAUUCGGGCCACAUUCAGAUGGUUUUUUGGGGAAGAACUUUCCGGCGACGAUGGUUAUCGUGGGAGGAUUUGAUCCUUUACAAGACUGGCAGAGGAGAUACUACGAGGGGUUGAAGAAAGCUGGGAAAGAAGCUUACUUGGUCGAGUACCCGAAUUCGUUUCAUGGGUUUUACUGUUUUCCUGAGCUGAAGGAGUCUACCUUAUUGAUUGAUAGAAUGAAGGACUUCAUCGAGAAGCAAUCAGCUCCUCACUAA
Fragaria vesca subsp. vesca is the source of this 1001-nucleotide messenger RNA. RefSeq names its product probable carboxylesterase 18-like. Gene Ontology annotation, molecular function: carboxylic ester hydrolase activity. The coding region runs from base 9 to 1001 and encodes 330 amino acids. The transcript has a single exon. The record is from RefSeq and is a predicted model, not a curated record. NCBI's taxonomy places the organism in Eukaryota, Viridiplantae, Streptophyta, Magnoliopsida, Rosales, Rosaceae. Gene Ontology annotation, biological process: pollen tube growth.